Molecule: messenger RNA, 2324 nt
Organism: Alosa sapidissima (American shad)
Lineage: Eukaryota; Metazoa; Chordata; Actinopteri; Clupeiformes; Clupeidae
Exons: 8
Coding region: 963-2078 (371 amino acids)
Biological process (GO): cell adhesion
Molecular function (GO): integrin binding
Source: RefSeq, a predicted model, not a curated record
AUGAAUUAUCUGUUUGUUUUGUUGUUGUUUUUUCAGCAAAAUGCAGAAGUUAAAUUCUCUGGUACAGCCAUGUUGUUGGACACUGCGAUGCCAUUGUCAUGGAAAGUCCAGUGUGGUGUUCAGUGAAUGCUUUAAAAGGAGUUUUAAUGAGAACUCUGCAUCCAGUUUACCAGAAUACAUGUGCCAUUCUUUGCAUCUUAACGACUCUUCUCUGUAACUGAUUUUUGCUGUUGAUUAUUUGAAACCACCAUUUUGUGCCACCCACUAGGAAUCAGUAUGUACCUGAUGGAGGUAACUGAUGAGACAAUGAGAUAAUCCCUCAGUUAAAAACAAGCAUGACAAGACCAGCAAGAAUGGAAAGAACUAAUUUUUGAUUGGCCUACACAAGUAAAUUUGUUUCAAGUUUGUUUGAGUUCCCUUGAGGGCAUGCUUUUCUGCUGUGGUUGGGAAGGGUUUCCGUCUGUAUUGCAUUCUAAAUGUGUUUGAUUAGAUAGCGACGUCCAUGUAGCAAUGCCAAAUUUCGAGGUAUCACACCAUAGUGUCGAAGAAAAUGGUGAAGGAGAAUCAGAAUUUUAUUCUGUGCCGAUGUUGGUUGUGUUCUCUCAGCUGUGAAACUUUUCAUAACAGAAUAUAGCUUUGAACCCUGAUGACUGAUUUUGUAAUUGGUAGGACAUGCAUCAAAAUUGCCCAUAUUUUUUUUUAUUCAAAAUAUAAAAAAAGCAGAAUGCCAUAAAGCACUGAAUGUGGGCAUUGUUGAAUGUGAAAAUAAAUAAAGUAGUUGUAGAGCACACUCUUGUUUUGGAAUUGGGUGCUUCUUGCCAUCGAAAUGGGAGGGGCAGUGCAAAAAGGACAUGUGUUCUUUCAAACUAAUCCAGAACAGCACGUGUGAUGUAUUGUGUAUGUGGUCCAUAACAACCUAGACCCAAGAAUCAGGGGAAUCAUCACGAAGCACCGCAGUAGAUAUGGGCAUUCUUUUCAGACAUCUUACCAUUGUGCAGCUCUUCUUAUGGGGUUUCAAAGAUGUUGCCUUUGUGGAUCUUCUCACCAUUAGUGGAGAAACUGUGCUAAAGCUUAACAGUGAACUCAGUCUCAACUGUUCAUCUGACUGUGCCAGUCCUAUUUGGGAUCUGAAUGAUGACAGUCUGGCUGAAGUUCUACCUGGUCAUCGCAGCAGUCAUCUGACAAUCAAACAUGUCACCACAGACGAUGAAAUGAAGUAUACCUGUAGAGUGAAGUGUGGUGCCAGCUCCAAAAAGGAAUCGGUCAAAGUCACAGUGUACUCUUUAGAUGAGCCAGUCCUCAUCAGUACUCCACAGACUCCUUGGUCAGGCCAGCCUUUUACGGUGACCUGUGAGCUAAGAGAUUUUUAUCCAGCCACUGUUCAGCUUCUUCUGUCUCACAAUGAUACUCCCAUGGAGGUCGUGGAUUAUGAUAAUGGCACAGUAAUGACCGCAAUGGCUUCAAAUCAACUGGAGACAACAAGCACCAAUUACAAAUGUAAUGCACUCAUGACACUGGGUGACAAGAUCAUAAGCACCUCUACUGAUAUGCUAGUUCAACCUAAAGAGUUUACAACAACAUUUGCCACAUCUACACAACAACAUAUACUUUCAUCAUCAUAUUUUAGGCCUGGGUCGACAGAGGAUGAUUUGCAGAAUCUAAUAACAAAAAUAAGAGAGACUACAGUUAAUUUCCCCUAUGUGCCUACUGAAUCAAGCACGGCAGAGGGUCAACACAAACAUCAAGUUGCAGCAGAGACUACAGCUGCUGUAUUUGCUGCAAACACAGAACAAAAUAUACUUUCAACAUCGCCAGUGACAGAUCUCCCUGCAGAGGUGCUGAUCACUCUAUCAGAGACUGAAGAGGUCCAAACCUCAAGCACUCCUGGAGGCAUUCAACCAAGCGUGGGCCUGUAUGUGUUGACCACCCUGGGUGCUGUGGCGUCCAUCGUGUCCAUGGGUACUGCGCUGUUCCUGGUCCUGUGCAGGAAAAGGAAGAGGCGACAGGAAAAGACAGAGGACCAAGAGGAAGUGGAGAUGGAGAAGGAGAAGCAACAGCUCCCAGAGAUGAGCCCCUAGUGAGGAGGUGGCACCAGGAGAACAUGGUCUCUCUGUGGCCUCACAUUAUACAGCCAGCAUUGAGGCACAGCCUUGACAUCAGCACCAUCUGUACACUUUUGCUUCUUUCUCUUGAGUUAAAAUAGCGCUAAUCUUUUAUUCUUUUACUGUUACAAUUUUAAUUCCAUUACUGGUAUGAGAGACCAGAGGACCAGUGGCAGUGGAAAGUAUUUUUUGCCAAUAAAAGUUUAUCAAUGCAGUCCAGAA